UAAAGAGAGAGAGCCCGAGAGAGAGCAAGCAGAGCUCCGUGCUCAGCACCGCCGAGGCAGCAAUUUCCAGCGCCCGGAGACAGGAUGGAAAGACUGUUCAGCAGAAGUAAACAGGAACACCCGGAGCCCGUCCAGGCAGAAGUGCACGGCGAGAUACCAAGCUGGAUGGAGGGAGUCCUUAUUCGCAAUGGCCCGGGCAUGCAUAAAAUCGGGGAAACCGAAUACAAUCACUGGUUCGAUGGCAUGGCUUUGUUGCACAGUUUUACGAUAAAGAAUGGUGACGUUUUCUAUAGAAGCAAAUACCUCCGCAGCGAUACUUACAACCGCAAUGUUGAAGCCAACAGAAUUGUGGUGUCAGAAUUUGGAACGAUGGCUUAUCCAGAUCCGUGUAAAAACAUAUUUGCCAAGGCCUUCUCUUAUCUGUCCCACACAAUACCUGAAUUCACGGACAACUGCCUGAUCAACAUCAUCAGAAAUGGAGAGGAUUACUAUGCCAGCAGUGAAGUCAAUUUCAUCAGGAAAAUUGAUCCUCAGACUCUGGAAACUCUAGAAAAGGUUGACUACUCCAAGUAUGCAGCCGUCAAUCUGGCAACAGCCCAUCCUCAUUAUGACAGUGCUGGGAAUACUCUCAACAUGGGCACCUCCAUCGUCAAUAAGGGAAAGACAAAAUACAUUCUCUUUCAGAUCCCCCCUUCAGCACCAGGAAGCAAACCGAAGGGGGGAAAGCCUUUCUUGAAGAACCUGGAAGUGGUCUGCUCCAUCCCCUCCCGCUCUCUACUGCAGCCCAGCUAUUCCCACAGCUUUGGGAUUUCGGAAAAUUAUAUCCUGUUUAUCGAGCAGCCGUUCAAGCUGGACAUACUCAAGAUGGCAACAGCCUACGUUCGAGGGGUCAGCUGGGCCUCUUGCCUUGUCUUCCAUAAGGACGAAAAGACCUGGAUUCACCUUGUUGACAGACGAAGCAAAAAAGAAGUGCCUGCCAAGUUCUGCACGGAUGCCCUGGUCGUCUUUCACCAUGUGAAUGCUUACGAGGAAAAUGGCCAUCUAGUUUUGGACCUCAUUUCCUACAAGGAUAAUAGCCUGUAUGACUUGUUCUAUUUAAAAAACCUGGAUGGGAACUUUGAAAACACUGCCAAAAUCCCUUCUGUACCAUGCUGCAAGCGAUUUGUGGUUCCUCUGCAGUUUGACAAGGAUGCAGAAGUGAAUUCGAAUUUGGUCCACCUCCCAUCAACCACUGCAAGUGCUGUGAAGGAAAAGGAUGACAGCGUUUACUGCCAGCCUGAAAUACUUUGUGAAGGAAUAGAACUGCCUCGCAUCAACUAUGAUUAUAAUGGAAGAAAGUACAGAUACAUCUAUGCAGUGGAGGUGAAAUGGACUCCAGUUCCCACACAGAUAAUUAAAUUUGACAUUCUGAGCAAGAGAAAACUUCAUUGGGAGGAAGAACAUUGUUGGCCAGCAGAACCAGUCUUCGUACCUAGUCCUAACGCCAAAGAAGAAGAUGACGGUAUUAUCCUAUCAACCAUUGUGACAACACAACCACAGAAGCCACCUUUCCUGCUCAUCCUGGAUGCUAAAACCUUCAAGGAAAGAGCUCGGGCGACGGUGAACGUAGAACUGCACCUGGAUUUACAUGGAAUCUUCAUCCCUGAGAAGGAUUUGAAAACAGAGCAGGAGACUGAGGUGGAAGGAGGACAUGAAUCAAAGGGAUGUCCAUCUAAUAAAACAAACAACAUCCCUGAAACCAGCCUCCUUGCUAAACAACAGAUGGAAGGCUUGUAAUGAUUCAGAUCUUGGGACUUUUGCCUGUGCUGUUGGGGUAACUGAGUUUACGGCAUUAUGCUGGCAUAAUGAUCAAUAUGUUGCACCUUAAGUAUGUAUUGUUUGGGACAGCUAGUGGUUCAAACUAGGGAUAACAUUUCUGGGUUGUGGAAUUCCUGGAGA
Messenger RNA from Gekko japonicus, 1938 nucleotides. It is a transcript of the gene BCO1, whose product is annotated as beta-carotene oxygenase 1. The transcript is spliced from 11 exons. Bases 85 to 1776 code for a protein of 563 amino acids. NCBI's taxonomy places the organism in Eukaryota, Metazoa, Chordata, Lepidosauria, Squamata, Gekkonidae. Gene Ontology annotation, biological process: carotene catabolic process; retinal metabolic process. Gene Ontology annotation, molecular function: carotenoid dioxygenase activity; beta-carotene 15,15'-dioxygenase activity. The record is from RefSeq and is a predicted model, not a curated record.